Vitis vinifera (wine grape) is the source of this 1083-nucleotide messenger RNA. RefSeq lists its product as uncharacterized. The transcript has a single exon. Bases 1 to 1083 code for a protein of 360 amino acids. The record is from RefSeq and is a predicted model, not a curated record. NCBI's taxonomy places the organism in Eukaryota, Viridiplantae, Streptophyta, Magnoliopsida, Vitales, Vitaceae.
AUGAACUCUUCAAAUGAACCACCCUCUAGCUUCAUUAGCGAAAGACUGGAUGACAUGCUCUCCACGCCUUUUUGCUCGCAUAUUAUCCAUUAUGACCCCCCAAGGGGAUUCCUCGUGCCAAAAUUUUCCGCAUAUGAUGGGUCUAACGACCCCUUCGACCAUAUCAUGCAUUAUCGACAGCUCAUGACUCUCAACAUAGGAAACGACGCGUUGCUAUGCAAGGUGUUCCCCGCCAGCCUACAAGGUCAGGCUCUCUCAUGGUUUCACCAAUUACCCCCGAACUCUGUUGAUAACUUCAAGGACCUAUCAAAAGCUUUUGUGGGGCAAUACUUGUGCUCCGCUCGGCAUAAACAGAACAUCAGCACCCUACAAAACAUAAAAAUGCAGGAGAAUGAGUCUUUAAGAGAAUUCGUGAAACGGUUUGGUCAGGUUGUGUUACAAGUGGAGGCUUACAACAUGAAUGUUGUCCUCCAAAUCUUCAAACGAAGCAUAUGCCCAGGCACUCCAUUCUUUGAAUCACUCGUUAAAAAGCCUCCCACAACAAUGGAUGACUUGUUCCGGCGCACGAGCAAAUACUCAAUGCUGGAAGAUGAUGUGUGUGCGGCCACCCAACAAAUUUUGGUUGCCGGACAGACUUCUAGAAGCGACGCGGAAAGGAGUUCCAAACUUCCGGAUCGGCCAAGGCCGUCUGGUCGAAGGCAGGAGGAGCAAAGUCGUCCAGAACUGCCACCACUCACGCCCCUUUCCAUAUCGUAUGAAAAGCUCCUCCCUAUGAUCCAAGACCUAUCUGACUUCAGGUGGCUCGGACCCAUCAGAACGGACCCAUCCAAGAGAGACCAUAGUAAGAAGUGUGCUUACCAUAAAGAACAUGGUCACACUAUAGAGCGAUGCAGGAGCCUCCAUUAUUUGGUAGAAAGGCUCAUAAAAGCAGACCAUUUGAAGCAAUACCUCCGCUCAGAAGCCAGAGUUGGAGAUAUUCCCCGAAACCGCGACUCUAGGACCCUAGUCACCCCCAAAGCCAUCAUUAAUUACAUCUACGGAGGACAACUGGAUGAGGAGUACAACUCCAAACGAAAGAGGUAG